Molecule: messenger RNA, 1119 nt
Organism: Mesorhabditis spiculigera
Lineage: Eukaryota; Metazoa; Nematoda; Chromadorea; Rhabditida; Rhabditidae
Source: the annotation of a GenBank genome assembly
AUGGGAAACGGCAAGCAACAUGGCUGGCAGGAGCAAAAGCUCAUCGACAUGUCGAGCAUGGCGUUUCGCGUCGAUGAGAGCAUCGGAAUGGUGCUGCUCACAGGGAAUUCGCAUCCGGAAUUGGCCAAGGUGGUCAGCGACCGGAUGGGAGUGCGGAUGGGUGACGUGGUGGCGUAUAACAAGACAAAUCGGGAAACCUCUGUCGACAUCCGACAGUCAGUGCGUGGCAAGCACGUUUUUAUCCUUCAGUCAGCAUCCAAAAACGUCAACAACGACGUGAUGGAGCUCUUGAUCAUCAUCUAUGCCUGUAAAACCUCGAUGGCCAAGAAAAUCACAGUCGUCAUGCCGUACCUCCCCUAUAGCAAGCAGUGCCGAAUGCUGCGCCGCUCCUCGAUCCCGAUGAAGCUGAUUGCUGAAUUGAUUUGUAAAGCUGGUGCCGAUCGCCUCGUUUCCCUUGACCUCUAUAAAAAGGAGAUCCAGGGCUUCUUCUCGAUCCCGGUCGACAACCUUCGGGCCUCACCUUUCUUACUGCAAUACAUCCGUGAUAAUGUCUCCGACCUGCGCAACGCCGUCAUCGUCGCCAAAUCUCCAGGCGUCAUGAACAAGGCCACCUCCUAUGCCGAACGCCUCCGUCUGGGAGUGGCGGUAAUUCAUGGUGAACAGAAAGACGAAGAAGAAUCCGGGCAAGAAGAUGGCCGGCAAUCCCCGCCUCCCAACUAUGCGGCCAGCUUUGAGCUGUUUCCAUCACAAAUGACGAAAGAAAAGCCGCCGUUGACGGUUGUUGGGGAUGUUGGAGGAAGGAUUGCGAUUAUGGUGGAUGAUAUCAUCGAUGAUGCCCAGUCAUUCGUCUCGGCAGCCAGGGUAUUAAAAGAACGAGGCGCUUACAAGAUCUACGUCGUUGCCACUCACGGUUUGCUCUCCAUGGAAUCCCCGGAUUUGAUUGAAAACUCGCCGAUUACCGAGGUCAUCGUCACAAAUACCGUGCCCCAUGAGCUGCAGAAAAUGCGAUGCCACAAGAUCAAAACGGUCGACAUCUCCUUGAUGCUCGCUGAAGCUGUGCGCCGAAUUUAUCACGACGAAUCAAUGGCGCAAUUGUUUAGGGACGUUACCCUUGAUGAC